AUGCCAAAGGUCGACCACGAGCUAUUCCCUCACUUGCGAGAUUUACAAUUAGCGGAUGCGGAUCCAUCUAACCAAGACCGUAUUGACUUAUUGAUAGGCGCGGAUAUCUACGGUUCUAUCUUAUUAGAGGGGUUACGCAAAGGUUCUGAAACAGAACCAGUUGCCCAGAGAACCAUCUUCGGCUGGGUCAUAUUCGGUCCUUACAGUUCCAUUAGGAAUGUGGACCAGACUACUAGUCUGCACGCCACGGUGUCUCCUUCGGUGGACGACGAACUUCGCAAAUUCUGGGAGUUAGAGGAAAUUUCCUUUAAGCGACCGCUAACUAAAGAAGAAGAAUAUUGCGAAAAUCUUUUCGUUUCAAGCCACUAUCGACGCCCCGAUGGGCGAUAUGUAGUCAGACUGCCCUUCAAAAGGGAUGCUGUAACUGAAUUCGGGAACUCUUUGCAGAUUGCAGUUAAAUCUUUGAUUCGUCUAGAAACUCGUCUGUCGAGAGACCCUGCCUUACAUGAGGCCUACAAUCGUUUCUUAACUGAAUAUGAGCAACUUGGGCACAUGGCUCGAAUCACGCCUUCAGACCAAGUUGGAAGUUCGACGUUCUACAUGCCCCACCAUCUUGUUCUUCGCGAAGCUAACAGUACAACCCCGCUGCGAGUUGUGUUUAACGCUUCCAGCCCUACUAACGUCGGUUUUUCUUUAAAUGACCAACUCCUAGCAGGUCCUAAGUUACAAGAGGAUCUUCCUUCUAUACUCUUACGUUGA
Temnothorax curvispinosus is the source of this 759-nucleotide messenger RNA. RefSeq lists its product as uncharacterized. The record is from RefSeq and is a predicted model, not a curated record. Lineage: Eukaryota; Metazoa; Arthropoda; Insecta; Hymenoptera; Formicidae. The coding region runs from base 1 to 759 and encodes 252 amino acids. The transcript has a single exon.